This is a messenger RNA of Esox lucius (northern pike), 2958 nucleotides long. Its product is annotated as group 3 secretory phospholipase A2. The coding region runs from base 589 to 2739 and encodes 716 amino acids. The transcript has 7 exons. Gene Ontology annotation, molecular function: A2-type glycerophospholipase activity. The record is from RefSeq and is a predicted model, not a curated record. Lineage: Eukaryota; Metazoa; Chordata; Actinopteri; Esociformes; Esocidae. Gene Ontology annotation, biological process: arachidonate secretion; phospholipid metabolic process.
AAAAAAAUUUUGCUGUGCGGAACAGUAAACCAUUUUGUCAUUCUUUUCCAGGAGAAUAUUAGGCUACACACUGAGUCUUUAACGCGUUCCGUUUAACCUUACUGCAUAAAAUGUGACAAUUGUAUUUAUUGGCUAUGACUGACUGGAUCUGCUGGACCAAUGUGAGGAGCGUCAUUUUAAUACCGUAGUGAUUACCCCACCUGUAAGCUUCUUUUUUUCUGCAAGCUGUGAAUUCUUCCACACUCGUGUAUAGGCUAGAUUUUAGGACUGCUACCGGGUGACACAUGUUUGCAGAUUUGCUCGUUUAUUUUCAUGCGUUUGUAUGUGAAAAGUGUAUAAAAACUUUAAUGAAUUCCUUUUACAUAAUGGCUUACCAUUCUCAAAGUCAGUUAAUGGAGGCUACAUAAUUAUUGCGUCAACAACAUAAUUCUCACGACAAUCCUAUUUAUUCGACUUUUGAGAACUUCAUCAAUGUUUCCUCAGUUGCUCUACUCAUUAGAAUUUUUGGUACAGUUCAACCGGAUGUAAUUUUCAUUGAUAUAUUUAUUUAGCCUAAUUUAGUUUAGACCUAUAUCAUCUUUCUUUGAAAUGAUAAACACAGGUAUACAGCAGUUUAUUUUGUGCGUGUCAUUGUUUAGUUUGUUAAGUACACAUGAUGUGAAGAUGUCUACCGGUACGGACGCGCAAAGCAUCUUCUGCCACAAGACCAGUGCCACUGGCGUAGGACACACACUUAUAAGCUUCCUACGCAAUGUCGUUGGGUCCCAAACGUUGCUAUUAUAUGUAAGCAAAUGGUCAAAGAAUCAGCCUGUAAAAUGCUCAAUUAACGAGGACCUUUUAGCUACAUCCAGUUACUUGACUCUUUGCCGUCAAACACACUCAGAAAGUCCUGUAGAAUUAUCCCACUUCAAUAUCAGCAAGUUGUUGAGUCCAGGGAACCUGUGCUCACUAAGUCCAGUCAAUGGAUUUAGUACACAGCCAGAAAGUGAUAUAUUGGAACAACACCUUUUGAGGGCAAAAUCGCGUAGGAAACGCGCGUUGAUAUUUCCUGGGACACUUUGGUGUGGCACUGGAAGUAAAGCGAUUGACUACCAUCAAUUAGGAAUGUUUGAGCGAGCUGACAGGUGCUGCCGUGAGCAUGACCACUGUGGCAGCAUCAUUCCCUCGUUCACAGUGAACUACGGUGUCUUCAACUCCAACUUCUUCACGGUCUCCCACUGUGAGUGUGACCAAAGAUUUCGCCAGUGCCUCCAGAGUGUAAACGAUAGCAUUUCCAAUAUGGUGGGCUUCAGCUUCUUCAACCUCCUCAGGGUGCCCUGCUUUGAGUUCACUCCCAAGAGUCAAUGCAUUGAGCUCAACUGGUGGGGAAUGUGCAAGGUGGCCAAAGUGGCCCCGUAUGCAGUCUUAAAAAAAUCCUUAGUUUACACCAUCAACCACACAGACAGUAAAUAUGGUACCAGUAGUGAGCUCCAGAGUUCAGCAGACACUGGGACUGACCUAGUUACAGUGAGCCCCUUGUCUAGCACAGGAACCAGGAAAAUCCCUAAAGGGAACCGCCCAAAGUCCAUUGCCUCCACACAGGACUGUGUUCCAAGAGGUCCUCCCAGAGGAGACACCUUCCAGACUGAACACAGAUUAGGAAAAAGAUGCAACAGGGGCAAGAAAACAUCCGCAACUCAAACAAACAAACAUCCAACAAAGACCAACAAACAGUUAAUGACUGUGUCAAAGAAAACUGCAUCCACAACAAAGACCACAGCUUCUAAAAGUAAUACUGGUUAUGAGUUAAAAAUGACAAAAACUGCAAAACAAAAGACUGGAUCAACAACUGAAAAGACAACAUUUUCUUCACAACAAAAGCAAGCUGUAUCACAGAAAGCAAGAUCAGAAACAACAUAUUUGGCAACUUCGACAUCAAGACUAAAGCCUUCACCUCAGUCACAGAAAACAAGUUUAACAAUCACUACUGCCUUACCCAAACAUGCCAAGGCACCUCACGGUUGCAGACCCAGGGCCCCUCCAAGAGGAGAUAGCUUUCAGACACGCCAAUGGAGGGGGAGGCGAGGAAAAGCCUGUUUGGAACCAACCGCCAGCAAACCACCGUCGCCAACAAACAUGUCCUUACCAAAAAAGACUGCAUCCGUAAUCUGGAGAACAACAUUUCAAACUCAGAAUACAAUCCCUGUUAAUGAGACAACCUCUCCACCUGUCAUAACCACUCCUACCCAUUGGAAUAACACGUGUAAGAGAGCCACCACCAUAAGGACUACAACUGUACUACAAACCCCUACUGAGAGUGCAUCAGCUUGGACAACAGAUAGCCUGCUUCUGUGUGGCACCCUCAAGCAUUUGGAUGAUUGUAAAUACAAAAUCCCCCCUUUGGAGAAAAGAUAUGAUCUUCACAAUGUGGAAUCAAAGACUGUGUACCAUUGUGACUGCACCCGCAGGCUGGCUGGUCUGAUCAGAGACUUGGAGAGCCCCAGCAUUCUUAUCUCCAUCCUGCAGGACUUUGUGUCUCCACUCUGCCUCAGUAUGUCAAGUGCAAAGUACUGUCAUGGGGGGAAGAGCUGUACUGCUGGAUUUUCCAAAGCCUUUGACCUAAUUCAAGUCUAUGAAAGCAUGGAGGAAAGAGAAAGACUUGCUCAGAGCACAAGUAAAAAUAAAAAAAGAGGGAUGCCUGUACGUCUCUACAAACGAUGUCUGAGGAUCACUGAGCCCAGAACACACAGACUGAUCUGAUGUUUCCCAAAAACCAGCACUCUGUUAUCACAACGGGAAUCCUUUUGUAUCGUGUAUACUGUACAUCAUGUAACAUCAAUCUUAAUUAUUGUUUAAAAGGGGCAAAUGAUGCAAGCCUAAUGUAAAAUGUACUUAAUUUGCAACUGUAAAUGAACAACUAGCUAAAGUGGUUGUGAGAAGAAUGCUGCCAGAAUGUUUUUAAAAUAUUUAUAGAGUCUA